AUGUCAGCUUGUUUAAAAUUCGUUCAACGAGUAACACGUGCAUUCGUAAAUGCUGGCGGUCAUGAUGCAACUUGUUAUCCAGGCUUACACAUUCAUACAGCCAAACCAGGUCAUAUUAUCGGACAAUUCACAAUUCAAAAACAGAACUUGAACAGAUUGAAAACACUACAUGGUGGUGUGAUUUGCUCAUUAACUGAUACUAUGGGUAGUCUGGCUCUGGCAAGCAAGGGAUUAUACUCUACUGGAGUAAGUACGGACAUUCAUACAACUUUUGUAGCGCCGGGAAAAGAUCAGGAAACAGUCACUGUCGAAGGCAAGGUGAUCAGUUUGGGUAAAACAUUGGCAACUACUAGAUUUGAGCUUAGACACCCAGAUACAAACGCUCUUUUGGCAUUCGGAUCACAUACCAAGUUCGUUGGAAAGGCACAUACACAUCCCGAGAACGUUGAAUUCGACGAAUCAGGCGAAAAGGUCAUCAAAGGCAAACAGCCAAACGAAUGGGCAGAAGAUUAA
Meira miltonrushii is the source of this 513-nucleotide messenger RNA. Its product is annotated as Thioesterase/thiol ester dehydrase-isomerase. Gene Ontology annotation, molecular function: fatty acyl-CoA hydrolase activity. The record is from RefSeq and is a predicted model, not a curated record. The transcript is spliced from 2 exons. Lineage: Eukaryota; Fungi; Basidiomycota; Exobasidiomycetes; Exobasidiales; Brachybasidiaceae. The coding region runs from base 1 to 513 and encodes 170 amino acids.